Messenger RNA from Poecilia latipinna (sailfin molly), 900 nucleotides. RefSeq names its product OX-2 membrane glycoprotein-like. Bases 188 to 778 code for a protein of 196 amino acids. Gene Ontology annotation, cellular component: cell surface; axon; neuronal cell body. The transcript has 7 exons. The record is from RefSeq and is a predicted model, not a curated record. Gene Ontology annotation, molecular function: cell-cell adhesion mediator activity. NCBI's taxonomy places the organism in Eukaryota, Metazoa, Chordata, Actinopteri, Cyprinodontiformes, Poeciliidae. Gene Ontology annotation, biological process: heterotypic cell-cell adhesion; negative regulation of neuroinflammatory response.
UAUCGAUCACAUUGAGUACUUCUGACGACCCAACGACAGUUCAGCGUCGUUACGGCUGUUGAACAGCGGGGACCGUCUUAUCUGUCAACAGGGCAAGAACAGCAAUUCAGCGCUGUGACGGUGGUUGAACAGAUCGGCUGUGGCUCGCUGGCUGUGUUUGCAGAUGUGAAACCAACUGGGUCAGACGAUGUGUGGACCGGUCCUCCCCCUGUGCCUGCUGCUGUGGAUCCUACGAGCAACACAAGGUGUAGCAGCUGUGGUCCAAACCCAGCAGACGGUGUCGGCAGCACUGGGAAAAGAUGCCACUCUCAGCUGUCAGCUCCUGGAAACUAAAGUUGUCUCGCAGGUCACCUGGCAGAAGGUCUCGGGGAACACAGAGAAGAAUAUCUGCACUUACUCCGAGAAAUUUGGUUCAUCGGUGUAUCCAGAAUAUAAAGACAAAAUUCAGUUUACGGAAGCUGGAUCGCAGAAGAGCUCCAUAGUUAUCAGGAACGUCACAGAGCAGGAUGCAGGAUGUUAUCGCUGUCUGUUCACCACCUUCCCUGACGGAAACCUGAUAGGGAGAACCUGCCUGAAGGUUCAUUUUCAGUUUCAGUGUCACCUAUAUAUUCUGCAUCGUAUCACAGAGGCGUCGGAUGGCUUUCUGUUGCUGCAGCAGUGGCAGCCUGGAAUUUUUUACUGUCCUGCGUGGAAUAGGAAUAAAAAAAAACCUUCAAAGGACGCCACAAAAAAUGGUUGCUACACUGGACAUCAAGGAGGACCUGACCAAAGCAGCUGAAGAAGAACUGUACUUUGACCAUUAGUGGAAUAAGCCGGACUUUCCUUCUUGAUCGAACAGCAGCUCUUUCCUAAUGACACUGUAAUAAAAGAAUGCAGGAGUUCCUGACAGGCAGAGUUCAA